This is a messenger RNA of Prinia subflava (tawny-flanked prinia), 2645 nucleotides long. RefSeq names its product neurofilament heavy polypeptide-like. Gene Ontology annotation, molecular function: telomeric repeat DNA binding. Gene Ontology annotation, biological process: telomere maintenance via telomerase; negative regulation of telomere maintenance via telomerase; telomere capping. The coding region runs from base 20 to 2179 and encodes 719 amino acids. NCBI's taxonomy places the organism in Eukaryota, Metazoa, Chordata, Aves, Passeriformes, Cisticolidae. Gene Ontology annotation, cellular component: telomerase holoenzyme complex; chromosome, telomeric region; shelterin complex. The record is from RefSeq and is a predicted model, not a curated record. The transcript has 16 exons.
GCUUCCGGGCCCCGCGGCCAUGGCGGCGGCGGCGGCUCCGCCGGGCAUCCUUCCCGGCUCCUCCGGGGCGAGCCCGGGGCUGGCGGCGGGGGAGCGAAGGCUGAACACACUCCAGAGCUACGAGUGUCCCCCUCCACUAUCCGGGCAGGAUGCAGCAGGACCUGUGUGCCCCCAGCAGCGUGACUUCCACAGCACAGUGCCCUUGGGAUGGGUCCUUGCAGAGAAUCUUGUGUGUGUGGACAAGAAUGUGGCUUCUCCCAAGCUCUACGUCCUGGAGCCGUGGAUUGCUGAUCUUCUGGUGAAUUACGAGCAACCAGAUGAGCGUGAGAACUUCCUGGCUGGGCAGGUGGUGCGGAUCUUGAGUGACUCAGCUGCUCCUGCCCAGCCUGGGGUUCUCCAAGACGCUGUGGUGCAGGUGUCUGAUGGAUCCUGCUACAUCCGUGUGGUCAUUACAUCCGAAGCCCUGCAGGCAGAGGAAAAUGCCCACCUGCAGCUCAGGCUUUCCAGCCUUAAUUGCAGAAUUAUCGUCCUGCAGAAGUACACGGUGUGUUUUCAGGACGAGGCCAGGCUGGAGGACUGCGAGUUCUACCUCACGGCCCAGCAGUUCAUCGUGCUGCCCAUGCAGAGGCAGAGGAUGGAAUCGUCUGAUGGGAAUCAGGACCCCUCUGUGGUGAAGAAGAUAAAGGAGCUCUGGAUGAGGAAUCUUGCUGUGAGGAACGCUCCCAGCUCAGAGCCCUCUGUCUCUCAGCUGAUUGAUGCCAUUGGACAGAACCAGCUGGAGAUUUUGAAGGAAAAUGCUGAGAAAUGCUUGGAUUUAUGGAAAUCAAAGGAGAAGCCAGUGACAGCAGAGGAUGAGGUUCCCAUCACCCAGUGGGAGGCAGAGCGCAAGAAGGAGCAGGGGGAAGAUGUUUUCAUGGUCCCAGUCAGCACCCUGGUGAUUCCUCCUGAGGAGGAGGCAGUUGUUUGUGAUUCUUCUGAGGCAGCAUCCGCAGGGUACACAGAUACAAGCCAAGCAGCUCCUGAAAGGAGUAGUGAUGACAGGACAGUGCCAGAAGACCCAAGUGUUAUAUCCCAGAUCAGCUCCUGUCUCCAUAGCAGAGGUGCUCCAGCCCUUGGAUCGUCCUCAUGGCCUCCCAAGAAUGCUCCAGAUCCCAUCCAGCCUUUAGUUUCCUCUACAGUUGGCUCAGCCCGUCACCUUGGAUUGAGUGGAGGAGAUGCUCCAUCACCAACCUUGUCAGAUAGCUUGGAGGGAUCCCUGGACAACCCCUGGAACGUGAUGCCCUCAUUGUCUUUGACCCCGAGCUCUUCGGAUGAGAAGACCUUUCAAUCUGACACUCCCCUGAAGACCCAGAAAGAUGUGGCUACUGACAGCAACACCACUGACCUGUUGGAAUUGUGUAGCCAGGGCUCUCCUGAGGGCUUGCCCCAGGGAGAGCAAGUGCAGACCUCCUCUCCCUCCCUGCUGCGCUCCUGCAGCAGUGCCAGUCCCAUGGAGAUCAGCACCAGUGAGGCGGCAGCAGUGGCUGAGGCAGCCGGGGAUGCCCCGUGCCCUGAUCAAGGCCCGCAGGGAUCCAGGGACUCUCAGGCCACCCUGCCCACUCUUUCUCCAGUUUUUCCAGUCUUGCCCAGCAGCAGCUUGCAAUCCCUGCCCGGCAGGAUUCCUCACAGGGAGCAGGCCUGCUCCAGUGGCACAGUUUCCUCUCCAGAUGUGUUGAGGCCUCAACUGGCUCACACCAGCACAAAGGGAGGAAAGACUGUGGGUGCCAAGAGGAAGCUGAUGGAGGAAGAUGAGGAGGCCCCCAGUGGGCAGCAGCGUCCCCAAGGCACCUUGAAGGGCAGGGGGAGAGGCACAGGCAAGAGGGAGCUCAUGAGCCCACAGGGUGCAAAGAAGAACAGAAAGGAGACAGGCCUGCGGUAUAGAAAGGAGCAUGAGGAGGAAGAGGAGGAGGAGGAGAAAGUGGAGGAAGAGGAAAAGCAAGCAUCCCCUGCAAGAGCUGGGCCCAGCUCCAGGCCGGAGCAGCGCAGAGCUCCGGAGCCAUUCGUGGAGAGCCCACCCCAGUACCAAUAUGAGGCACCAAGCCCUGAGCUCUGCCAGCAGGUACAAUCUAUCAGGAUCUCAAGGGCAAUGCUGAAAUGGGCGUGCUGGAUACUGACUGAGGAGGAGGAGGAGGAUUCCUGAGCCCAGCCCGUCUUUCAUUCUUUUGUUUCUUCAAUGGGUCAGUCAAAACACUGGGAAGAGUGGUUGGGGAAGGGAUGUGGGGACACACGGAGCUCUGUGCCCCAGGAGGCUGCUCAUUGGGCUGGUUCCAGGAGUGCUGGCACAUGACCUGUUGAAAGCUAAUACCCUCAGUGCCAGGAGGGGAGAAAAACAUUCAUUCAGGAGUGCCUAUAUGCCAGCAUCCUUCUCCCACCUCACCUCUUCAUCCUUUCCAAAUGCCUUUUCCAGCAAGUGGGGACAAGAGGGGACCAAUGCCACCAGCAAUGGCAGAGGCCCCACAAUCUGAUCCUGCUCCAAAGGUACCCCAGGAGCUUGGAUGGUUUAUUGAGUAAGUUUAGGUAGGGUCCUGCACUGUUUAUUACAAAAAAUAUCCAGCAGAGUUAUGCUGUAGAAAUUAAAAAUUGUAUAUUUUUUAAAUACACAGCUC